Molecule: messenger RNA, 1600 nt
Organism: Capra hircus (goat)
Lineage: Eukaryota; Metazoa; Chordata; Mammalia; Artiodactyla; Bovidae
Gene: PRM2
Product: protamine 2
Exons: 2
Coding region: 1114-1551 (145 amino acids)
Biological process (GO): nucleus organization; spermatid development; chromosome organization
Cellular component (GO): nucleus
Molecular function (GO): DNA binding
Source: RefSeq, a predicted model, not a curated record
UACAUGGGCCUUAUGGGGCUAAAACUCAAGGUCCGAGCAGGUUCUGAAGGUUUUCAGAAGCAAAAGAACCUUGUCUUUCCCAGCUCCUUGCCAGCAACUGCAUUCCUUGACUCAGGACCCCUGCCUCCAUCUUCAGAGCCAGUGGCUUAGCACCGUCAGAUCUCUUCCUGUGACUCUCCCGCCUCCCUCUUCCACCUUAUAAGGAUCCAUGUGGUUUUGCAGAACCCACACUGAGCCCACCCAGAUAAUCCAGGAUGACCUCUCCGUCUCCUUAAGUCACUCUUGAGAAAGUCCCUUCUGCAUGUCUGCUCACACUCAGGGGCGAGGGUGUGAGGGCAUUCGUCUGCCUGCCACGCCCUCCCCCCAGCUGCUAUGGUUCUGAUUCUGGAUUUUCAUGGCUCAUCCAAGCACUGGGAGAGGCUCAGCAGGAGGCCAGGGGUGGAGGGAAGAUGGGCACAUUUUUGGGGGAGGGAAGCGUGUGCCCCAGGCUGGGGAGCGGGUGGAGGGCUGAGGGCAUAUGGACUCUGAAGCCUGGCCUUGGCUCCUUAUCUGCAGGCACCAUAAGCAAGUAAAUCACUUAACCUCUUCCUGCCUCAUUUAAGGAGUGAAUGUAUGGAAUUUGUGGAAUUCCUGGCACAGAGUGAGCAUAAGAUAACCCUGUGGACAGAUAAGCCCCCGUCCCAGCCCCCGAGAGGCCCAGCGCUGGCUGCAAAGGCAGCAAGGAAGCUUCAGGAACAGCCACAUGUGGACCCCCAGGGGGAGGGGCAGGGUGCGGACUUGGACCCAGACAAGGAGGCUGGCCCUCGUCUUCAGAGGUUUUGUCCCCUGGUUUCGAGGCACGGGGGACACGUUUUACAGGGUGAGGAGUUGGCUGCCCGCGCCCUGUGCUGCCUUCACAGAAGGGGCCCAGUUGGGGGACAAUGGUGGGGUGGGGCCGCCAAGUCACAGUGGGGGGCCCCCUUUAUAUACAAGUCCCCGCCAAGGGCUGUGGACAGACCCAACCAACACUAUUAACAGCAAGAGCAGGGGGCAGGCCUCAGCCUCCUCCCCCCGUACCCCCAAGGCCAGCUGCUGCCUCAGCCCGAGUUGUCCACCUGUGACCCCUCCAGCACGAUGGUCCGAUGCUGCGUGAAGAGUCCGACUGAAAGUCCACCUGGGCAGCAGGGCUCCGGGCAGCAGGGCGAGACAGAGAGCCCGGAUCAGACGCGGGAGCUGAGGCCAGAGGACAUCCCGGUCCACGGGAGGACUCACAGAGGCCGAUACCACUACAGACACAGGAGCCACACUCGGCGGCGCCCCUGCCGAAGGCGCCGGAGAAGGGCCUGCAGGCACAGGAGGCGCCGCAGAGGUGUGGCGGGCCCCCCCUGCGCUCCCAUCCCGGGCACCCCCCAGGCCUCCAGGCCAGGGCUUAGGCUGCCGAAGGAUGAAGAGGAGGAGGAGGAGAUGCGGAAGGCAGCUCUAAGCUUCCCUGGGCCCCCUGGAAAGAGCCACCUGCCAGGAAGCCCCUCGCCAGACCACAGCACAUCCCCCUUGGAGCCCGCGAGAUCUUGAGUAAAAUGAGCAAAAGUCAUCUGCCAAAUAAAGCUUGAGAUAAGGAACU